Molecule: messenger RNA, 510 nt
Organism: Arachis duranensis
Lineage: Eukaryota; Viridiplantae; Streptophyta; Magnoliopsida; Fabales; Fabaceae
Exons: 1
Coding region: 1-510 (169 amino acids)
Source: RefSeq, a predicted model, not a curated record
AUGGACUCUAUAGGUAUUCCAUGUAGUCAUAUACUUGGUGUUUUAGAUCUUUUAGACAUUGCAGAGCUGCCAAAAUCAUUAGUGCUGCAAAGAUGGACUAGAAAAGCUAAGGAAGGCAUUAGUGGAUAUGAUGACAUAGGCGGCUUGAUGGAGGAUUCCUUGGCUAUCAGUCAGCGUGCAUGUUUGACACAUUGGUGUAAACAAGUUAUGAACGAAGGGUGCCUAAAAAGUGAUCUAUUUAAUGAAUCACGAGAUGCAUUGGUAAAUAUACUUUCAUGGAUUAUGGCUCAUAAUGGGGACGAUAACAUGAUGGAGAGGCAUGUGGAAUACAUAUAUAAAGGCCUUGAAAAGAAUGGAAGUAUUGAGACAGAGACCACAAGGAAGCUUAAGCAUUGCAGCUAUUGUCGCAAGGGAGGUCAUAACAUUGCUACGUGUUCCAUGAGGAAAAUAGAUGAAAGGACUCCCCAAUUUGAUGGUGAUGCUAAGGAGAAUGUUGAGGGUGAAGAAUAA